UCCUUCCUACGGGCCUGCAGCGGCAGCAAGAUGGCGGCACUGAGGGCUCUGGGGCAACUCCGGACCCUGGUGGCCCCCGUGCUGCGGCCCGGCCCUGGGGUCCGGCUGACGCUUCAGCCCAGCAGAGGUGCACGGCAGUGGCAACCAGAUGUGGAAUGGGCAGAACAGUUUGGGGGGGCUGUCAUGUACCCAAAUAAAGAAACAGCCCUCUGGAAGCCCGCACCCUGGAAUGAUGUGGACCCUCCAAAAGACACAAAAGUGGCCAAUGUGACUCUAAACUUUGGGCCCCAGCACCCAGCAGCUCAUGGAGUUCUUCGACUAGUGAUGGAACUAAGUGGAGAAAUGGUGCGGAAGUGUGAUCCCCACAUUGGCCUGCUUCACCGAGGCACUGAAAAGCUCAUUGAAUACAAGACUUACUUGCAGGCCCUUCCAUACUUUGAUCGACUGGAUUAUGUGUCCAUGAUGUGUAAUGAACAAUGCUAUUCCUUGGCUGUAGAGAAGUUACUUAACAUCCAGCCUCCCCCCCGGGCUCAGUGGAUCCGAGUGCUAUUUGGAGAGAUUACACGGCUGCUGAACCAUAUUAUGGCACUGACAACACAUGCCCUGGAUAUUGGGGCCAUGACUCCCUUCUUCUGGAUGUUUGAAGAAAGAGAGAAGAUGUUUGAGUUUUAUGAACGAGUGUCAGGGGCACGAAUGCAUGCAGCAUACAUACGUCCAGGAGGGGUGCACCAGGAUCUGCCUCUUGGGCUCAUGGAUGACAUCUAUGAAUUUGCCAAGAACUUCUCUCUUCGAAUUGAUGAGCUUGAAGAGAUGCUAACUAAUAAUCGGAUUUGGCGGAAUCGAACAGUUGACAUUGGAGUGGUAACUGCAGAAGAUGCCCUUAACUAUGGCUUCAGUGGGGUGAUGCUUCGAGGCUCUGGGAUUCAGUGGGACCUGCGGAAGACUCAGCCUUAUGAUGUGUAUGACCAAGUAGAGUUUGAUGUUCCCAUUGGUUCCAGAGGAGACUGUUACGACAGGUACCUGUGUCGGGUAGAAGAGAUGCGUCAGUCUCUCCGGAUCAUUCAUCAGUGUCUUAACAAGAUGCCUCCUGGGGAGAUCAAAGUGGAUGAUGCCAAAGUGUCGCCACCAAAACGGGCAGAGAUGAAGACUUCCAUGGAGUCACUAAUCCAUCACUUUAAGCUCUAUACUGAGGGCUACCAGGUUCCACCAGGUGCUACAUAUACUGCCAUCGAGGCACCGAAGGGAGAGUUUGGAGUAUACCUGGUUUCUGAUGGCAGUAGCCGCCCUUAUCGAUGCAAGAUCAAAGCCCCUGGCUUCGCUCAUUUGGCUGGUUUGGAUAAGAUGUCUAAGGGGCACAUGCUGGCAGAUGUGGUAGCAAUCAUAGGUACCCAGGACAUUGUAUUUGGAGAGGUAGAUCGAUGAGCAGGAGAGCAACAACUUCUCUCUGCUAUAUCCUCACUGAUUACCAUCUCCUGAGAGAAACGGGAGGGCAAGACAGAGGGAGAGAAAAAGUGUGAGAUCGAGAGAGAGAGA
Molecule: messenger RNA, 1533 nt
Organism: Antechinus flavipes (yellow-footed antechinus)
Lineage: Eukaryota; Metazoa; Chordata; Mammalia; Dasyuromorphia; Dasyuridae
Gene: NDUFS2
Product: NADH:ubiquinone oxidoreductase core subunit S2
Exons: 14
Coding region: 31-1422 (463 amino acids)
Biological process (GO): mitochondrial electron transport, NADH to ubiquinone
Molecular function (GO): NADH dehydrogenase (ubiquinone) activity; NAD binding; quinone binding
Source: RefSeq, a predicted model, not a curated record